This is a messenger RNA of Heteronotia binoei (common prickly gecko), 1103 nucleotides long. RefSeq names its product phosphatidylethanolamine N-methyltransferase (gene PEMT). The transcript has 7 exons. Gene Ontology annotation, molecular function: phosphatidylethanolamine N-methyltransferase activity. The record is from RefSeq and is a predicted model, not a curated record. Gene Ontology annotation, biological process: phosphatidylcholine biosynthetic process. The coding region runs from base 154 to 822 and encodes 222 amino acids. NCBI's taxonomy places the organism in Eukaryota, Metazoa, Chordata, Lepidosauria, Squamata, Gekkonidae.
GCUGUUUGCAAGUUGCAUUGGGUCAGUUUCGCCAAGGGGUGGGGAGAAGGGAGAGCGAGGGGGGGGGGGUUGGGGUCACUGUUCCACCCCCUCCCCUUCAAAUCUGAGCAAUAGCUCAUUUUUAAAUUGAUUAUGAUUAAUCCGCACGUGUGAAUGUAUCAGCAGCCCCAGUCUCUGGAUUGCUGUGGAGGACUGGGUAAUGUGGAUUAUAGUAAGGUUGAUUUCUCGGCCAUGGCCUUUCUCCUCAGUUACGUGGACGUGACAGACUCAAUUUUUGGGGUCACUGUUUUCUUCAUUGCCUUCAAUCCACUUUUCUGGAAUCUGGUGGCAAGAUGGGAGCACAAGACCCGGGCUCUGACCCGCACCUUCCGUUCCCCGUACACCGCCUGCUACUCCCUAGCGGCCGUCAUCCUGCUGCUUAACGUUUUGCGGAGUCACUGUUUUACGGAAGCAAUGAAGAGCCAGCCGAAACUAGACGCUCUGGAUUCCCUUCCUGCUUACUAUGCGGGAGCCGGACUCGUGGCAGUCGGCGUCGUGUUUGUUCUCUCCAGCUUUCUCGCACUGGGCUUCGUUGGAACGUUUUUGGGCGAUUACUUUGGGAUCCUCAUGGAGGCCAAGGUGACUUGCUUCCCGUUCAGCAUCCUGGACAACCCGAUGUACUGGGGCAGCACCGCCAUCUACCUGGGAUGGGCCCUCAUGCUCGCAAGUCCAGCUGGGCUCCUCCUGACAGCCGUCGUGGCUCUGUGCUACACAAUUGCUUUGUGCUUUGAAGGGCCAUUCACUGAAGAAAUCUAUCGCCAGAAAGCAGUCAAGAGUCAAUAGCUGCGUCUACUGUGGGGGCAGAGGUCUGGGGAAAGAAAGGACAGGAGGGUUCGGAAAUGAGAAGCCGGUCUGCUGCAGCCAACCCCACCGCCCCUAAGCAAGAAAAUUCGACGGGAUACAAAAGCUCGGACUGAGUUCUAAUUCCGCUUGGCUGAAACUUCUUCAAAAGGUGGAAGCCGGGGGCGGGAGGGGGGGACUUUGACACUUUGUAAUCCCAGGAGCCCGUCUCCACCUCUGGCUUUCAGCAGGUUCCAUUAAAUGCAGAAAUUUGAAAAGGCUAA